AUGAUCAGCAAGCCCCCAGAGUCAGACGAUGCUGCUGGCACCAGCAGCACCGUACAUGGGUCCGUGGAACCAUCAUCUUCUGCCGAGGCACCAGUGACGGGGGCGCUGGCGGACACGAUGGGUGGUGUGUCUUCCUCGAAAGAUGCUGGAGGUCGGGAGGGCAUCGAGGAAAGCGGAAAGCCGGCUGGGAAACCAGGGAAGCGUCGAGACACACCCAAGUCCGUGGAACCUCCAGAGCGUCCAGAGCCUCCGGUCGACAGACUGUUCUCCGACCGAGUCGUCACGAUCCUCGUGGGCCCGAGUGAAGUUCAGUGGCGCCUGCACGAGAACCUCCUCUCCGGCAUCUCGGACUUCUUCAAGUCAGCGUUCAACUCAGGCUUCAAGGAGUCCCUUGAGGAUCAACUCGCCAUGCCCGAGGACGACCCUUCCUCCUUCGAGCUCUUUGUCCGCUGGGUAUACAUCCGCACCCUCACGCCCGCGGCCGUAUCCAACUCGACCCUGGCCGCCAAUGUCCUGCUCGGCAAGGACUUCACGGCGGGCCCCUCGGCGGCCUGCAUCCAGGACUACCUCAAGCUUUACGUCCUCGCGUCCAAGCUCUUGGUGGAGGAGUUGGAGAAUGCUUGUGUGGAUAUGGCCCACGCAUUCUACAGUGUUGGCAUGCGAAGGCCUGACAUCAAGGAUGUGCAAUACGUCUACGCGAACACCAUGCCCGGCUGCGGCAUGCGGAGACUGCUCAAGGAACGCCUCACGCUGGGUCUAUUUAAGGGAAAGCAACACAAUCCUGUGACUCCCGAGUGGAAUGAGAUCUUGAACAUGACACCGGACCUGGGAUUCGACAUCGUGAGCGAGAUUGCUUCCUUCAACUGGAUCUCGGGCGGUAAUGCCCCCGCGAGGACAGUAGCCCAUGAGUGUACUUUUCAUCGGCAUGAGAGGAGCAACCCGUGUGCCAGGCUCUCACCUUGA
This is a messenger RNA of Diaporthe amygdali, 963 nucleotides long. RefSeq lists its product as uncharacterized. The record is from RefSeq and is a predicted model, not a curated record. Lineage: Eukaryota; Fungi; Ascomycota; Sordariomycetes; Diaporthales; Diaporthaceae. The coding region runs from base 1 to 963 and encodes 320 amino acids. Gene Ontology annotation, molecular function: protein binding. The transcript is spliced from 3 exons.